This is a messenger RNA of Oreochromis aureus, 1021 nucleotides long. RefSeq lists its product as uncharacterized. The record is from RefSeq and is a predicted model, not a curated record. Gene Ontology annotation, molecular function: nucleic acid binding. Bases 11 to 1021 code for a protein of 336 amino acids. The transcript has 3 exons. Gene Ontology annotation, biological process: DNA integration. NCBI's taxonomy places the organism in Eukaryota, Metazoa, Chordata, Actinopteri, Cichliformes, Cichlidae.
AGCACAUGUUAUGGGCUCAUUAUACCAUUCUACAUCUCAAAGAGGAAGGCCAAGGUACAACAUACCAGCUACUCAGCUGACUGACAUGCGAGACUUGGGGUUUAGUUGGAUGGCCAUAUCUCAAAUGUUGUCAGUAAAUGUUCGAACACUGUACAACCACAGGAUACAACUAGGUUUAGUGGACUAUGGAACUUUUAAUAAUAUUUCAAAUGUGGAUCUUGAUCAUCUCAUUACUGAGAUUCUUACACAUACCCCUGGCUCAGGAGAAUCCUACAUUAGUGGUAGUUUGAGAGGAAGAGGAAUCAGAGUUCAGCGGUGGCGAGUGCGAGAACGUUUAAGAAUAGUUGAUCCAGUGGGAAAAGCUUUGAGAAGACGGAGAGCAAUUCAGAGGAGGGUCUACAAUGUCACUGUCCCAAAUCAAGUGUGGCAUAUUGACACAAACCAUAAGUUAAAUCCUUGGGGGUUUGUGUUUCAUGGAGGAGUUGACGGCUAUAGUCGCUGCAUUACCUACAUGAGAUGCUGCACAGAUAACAGAGCAUCAACUGCUAUGCAACUUUUCCAGAGUGCCGUUGAUCUCUUUGGCCUCCCACAACGUGUCAGGGGUGAUGCUGGCAGUGAGAAUAUUGAUAUUGCACGGUUUAUGAUUGAACAUCGAGGGCCAAACAGAGGAAGCUUUAUGGUUGGACGAAGUGUGCAUAAUCAAAGAAUUGAAAGAUUGUGGGGUGAACUAAACAGAGUUGUGUCAGCAUACUUUAAAGACCUUUUCCUCUUUAUGGAAAAUGUUGGGAUUUUAGAUAGCACUGACCCAUUUCAUAUUAGGGCUCUUCACCAUGUAUAUCUUCCAAGAAUUAACAGAUCUGUGGAUGAAUUUGUAAAUCAGUGGAACCAUCACAGCUUAAGGACAAUGGAAAAUAACUCCCGCUGCAGCUGUGGACUGUUGGAAUGUUGCAACUUCCUCAGCAUCACAGACCGCUCAGUCAAGUGCACUUCAGACAUCGUUUUUACCAUCACCAGCAGUUGA